CCUGCCGAGGGAUGGAAGGAGGUUCCCCGCCAGAAGACCCACUCCAAGCACAAAGGUGCCUUUGUGACCUUGGCACGUGAGGACUUCGAUGCCGGGCCGACAAACUUGGAUCGUAUCGAGGAAGGAUUGUGGCUCGGGAACUUGACUGCAGCCACCAAUGUGGAAGUGCUACAAAGCCAUCGCAUCGACCACAUUGUGACGGUAGACUCGUGCCCUCUGCCAAAGAAGAUCACCAUGCUGCCAGGCGUGAAUACAAUGUACAUACAAGUUACAGAUUUGCCCCGUGAGGACCUCCUAACGUAUUUUGAAGAAACGUUUGAAUUCAUUAAAGAAGGACAAGCGAAGGGUGUCGUAUUGGUGCACUGUUACUUUGGAGUAUCAAGAAGUGCAACAAUUGUGAUAGCCUACGUUAUGAAGAAAUACCAACUUUCAUUUGCUGAUGCUUUCGAAAGGGUGAAGGCACAGCGCCAGUACGUGGGGCCCAACCCGGGCUUCCAGUCGCAGCUGCGGCUCUACCACGGCAUGGGCUGGCGGCUGGACCGCGCCAACCUGCAGUUCCGCAUGUUCCGGCUGCAGGUCGCCGCCGACUACGUCAAGAAAGCAAAGAUAUUGCCCCAGAACUGCAUGGAUGUGGUGAGACCUGACCCCUCGCUCAUCACCGUUCGGCCAGAUCCACUCGUGUACCGUUGUCGUAAGUGUAGGCGCAUCCUGGCGUCGGCCUCCAACCUGCUGCCGCACCGCCCCAAGGAGCGGCCGCUCUGGGCGGACGAGAGCUGGUCCGUGCCGGGCCCCACGGACCAGGCCGUGUGCGCGCAGACACACUUCGUGGAGCCCAUCGCGUGGAUGCAGCCCGUGUACCAGUCGCUGCAGGGCAAGCUGCAGUGCCCCACGUGCCGGUCCAAGCUGGGCUCCUUCAGCUGGGUCAUGGGUUGCCAGUGUCCGUGUGGCUCCAGGAUCUCACCUGCCUUCUACCUCGUGCCCUCCAAGGUGGAGUGGAGCAACUUCGUGCAGAACGUUCAAGUAACUGUAUGAUGAACAGCCUGGCUGGAAUAGUCGACCGUCUCUUCGUCUUUUGAUCCCUCUCUGCUGCUUAUUACUUGCUAGUCAUUGUGGGACAGAAUGCUGAAAGAAUGCAGUCUCUUCCCACUUACCUGAGUACUUUUGAACAUGGUAUUAGCCUGUUACGGCAUGUAAUGAAACAAGAACUGUUUGCCAAUGUUGCCAUGAAA
Messenger RNA from Bacillus rossius redtenbacheri, 1229 nucleotides. RefSeq names its product dual specificity protein phosphatase MPK-4 (gene MKP-4). The transcript has 8 exons. Gene Ontology annotation, biological process: protein dephosphorylation. Gene Ontology annotation, cellular component: nucleus. Gene Ontology annotation, molecular function: protein tyrosine/serine/threonine phosphatase activity. The annotation marks the transcript as partial. The record is from RefSeq and is a predicted model, not a curated record. Lineage: Eukaryota; Metazoa; Arthropoda; Insecta; Phasmatodea; Bacillidae.